GCCUCUCCUCUCCAUGUCAGAAAAUACCACAGCCAAUCGUGUAGCGGGAGGCGUUAUCCGUUCUGAACGAAUGAAUGUGCUCUAAUUCGCGCAUGGUUUGCUGGCGAAUGUAGAAUUUGCUAACGUGAAUAACCUUGGUGUGUUUUUUGCAUUAGCUGGCCAGUCAGCUAGCUAGCUACUUACAAAAAUGCAGGCGGCUAUGGAGAUCACGGCUCGGUUCUGCCACAAAGAAAUGGAAGAGUAUGGAGCCUGUGUAUCCUCUAACCCAUCAACAUGGCAGGAGAAGUGCCAUGAACUUAAACUAAAAGUGGCACAUUGUACAUCCUCACACCCGGUGAUUCAGAAGAUCCGAACAGACUGUGCUGGAGAGUUCAUGCGGUUUGAACGUUGCUUGCGAGAGAACCAGACAGCCGCCCAGGCCUGUUCACCAGAGGUGGCACGCUUUGCAGCCUGCGCCGAGACAGUUGACAUUAGUGCACUAGCAACUGAAGCACCUCAACCAUCAUAAGAGCUGCUAGCGCUGCCUUCAAAAUGACCUCAAGGGUGUCCCCCAAAAACUGUGUGUCUGUAUGUUCAACACCUCUGUUCUACGAUGACAUCCAUUGCAUUCAUUCAGACCAAAACCAUUGUUUUGCACAACCACAUUUACACUCACUACAUGGAGCCAUUCAUUUGUUUAUUUUAGAUCUAUUCUGUAAUUAUUUAUAUGAUAACAUAAUGUUCCAUGUGUCAGACCUUUUAAUAAAUCUUUUUAUACAUUAAA
Messenger RNA from Clupea harengus (Atlantic herring), 763 nucleotides. RefSeq names its product coiled-coil-helix-coiled-coil-helix domain containing 5 (gene chchd5). Lineage: Eukaryota; Metazoa; Chordata; Actinopteri; Clupeiformes; Clupeidae. Gene Ontology annotation, biological process: cellular respiration. Gene Ontology annotation, cellular component: mitochondrial intermembrane space. The record is from RefSeq and is a predicted model, not a curated record.